This is a messenger RNA of Elaeis guineensis (African oil palm), 1494 nucleotides long. Its product is annotated as nuclear transcription factor Y subunit A-7. The record is from RefSeq and is a predicted model, not a curated record. Gene Ontology annotation, cellular component: CCAAT-binding factor complex. Lineage: Eukaryota; Viridiplantae; Streptophyta; Magnoliopsida; Arecales; Arecaceae. Gene Ontology annotation, biological process: regulation of DNA-templated transcription. Gene Ontology annotation, molecular function: DNA binding; DNA-binding transcription factor activity.
AAAAAAAAUAUUUGUGCUCUUUGUAAUUAAUAUAUUUUUAUUUUUUAAAGCACGACAUCGAGGCGGAUAAAAUGUUGAGAGGGGAAGUACGCUCCUAGAGAGAGGGAGCGAUCCGUUUUGAAGAUAUCCACGCUCGCGGCUAGAGCGUGGAGAAAGAGAGGAAACGGGUUUCAGGUGGUCCUUUCUUCCAAUUAUAUAGCAAACUUUGAGGGUCAAGAUUUUAUGGAAUUUGCAAGUGGCAUGCUUAAGAAUAUUUGGCUGGGAUUGUGACCUAUUUCCUUGAAUCUCCUUUGCAAAUUCAAUCUGAGCUCUCUUAUCCCUUGUAGUUCCAGUUUAUUCCAGGAAUUUUCCAUAAAAUCAUGACUUCUUCUGUGCACAGCAUAUCUGAUGGUGGACGACCUGAUGAGCAACAAAAGCAGACACAACCUGAGGUCCAGCAACAAGCUCCUGCAACUGGAAACUUUCAACCUGGCAUGGCAACACCGGUUGGGUUCAUGAUUUCUCCAGGUCACCUUGAAGCAGGACAUGCUGUGGCUCCGAUUGCUUACCCAUUUGUUGAUCCCUACUAUGGAGGUGUUUUUGCUGCUUAUGGACAGACGGUGAUCCAUCCACAAAUGAUGGGGAUGCAUCAUGCUGGAGUGCCUUUGCCAGCUGAGGCAGUUGAAGAACCUGUAUAUGUCAAUGCAAAACAAUAUCACGGUAUAUUAAGGCGUCGGCAAUCUCGAGCAAAAGCUGAAUCAGAAAAUAAAUUGAUCAGAACUCGCAAGCCUUAUUUACAUGAGUCCCGCCACUUGCAUGCUUUAAAAAGGGCUAGGGGGUCUGGCGGUAGAUUUCUUAAUUCCAAGUCUCAAGGGAAUCAGCAAAAUUCUAAUUCCAAGUCCGAAGAAGAUCAAGAGAAUGAGGUUGCCUCACGUGACAGGGCCCAGCCAUCCAAUAAUCCAGCUUCUGAUAACCUGUGUUCUAAGAAUCAGCAGAAUGCUGCGGUCUCUGAUGAUAGAGAAAAACCUGUUAAUUUAACCGACUCUGAUAAGUCCAGUUUGGACAAUGAACCAGAGGCAACAUCUAAUCUUCUGGUGCAGGAAUAAGAUGUUGGGUGAUUGGAAGAGCGAGUGGCUCUGUACAGCAUCUGCGGGAACAUCUCCAGUGGCCUACGUGAGGCAAACUAUAUUUAGAGUUUUUCUCAGGUUUGGUUAUAGCCAAAUGAUUAGUUCAUUCCGCCUUGGAAGAGUUUUAUGUGCGGUUAGCUGACAAAUACUUCACAAGUUCUUGAAAAGAAGAAGCAUCUUUGUAGUUUGGAUUUUCUUUUCCUUAGGUUUUACUGAUCGAACAUGUAUUUUAGACUACAUUACUUGGCUAGGUAAUUACGGUGAAGAUUUCUUUGGUUCUAUCAAAGCAGUGAUUCUAUAUGGACAUUUGCAUUGACCGGUCGGUGCUGCUGCGCUUCGCUGCAACACCCAAGAAAGAUCGACAAUUUAAUUCCCUAUAUUUAGCAAA